This is a messenger RNA of Ruditapes philippinarum (Manila clam), 1139 nucleotides long. RefSeq lists its product as uncharacterized. Bases 135 to 989 code for a protein of 284 amino acids. The record is from RefSeq and is a predicted model, not a curated record. Lineage: Eukaryota; Metazoa; Mollusca; Bivalvia; Venerida; Veneridae. The transcript is spliced from 5 exons.
CGUCCAUCUCCCAUCUCAAAAUUUUCAAACAGUUGAAUUGUGUAGCUGUGAAAUGUGAAAGAGAACAAGAAAAAAUAAUACAUUUAGUUUUAAAACAAUUGUUAUAUUUUUAUUUUCAUAAUUAUAGAAAUAAAAUGGACAUUAAAAUUAGCGGACUAUUUUUUGUUUGCGUAGUAAUACACGUAAGUGAUGGAGGAAUAUUGAUGAGCUCAUUACGGAAUGUACAACGACAACAAUCCAUGCCAACUGAUGCUUACAACGAAGAUGACUGGGAAUCAGUAUACAGAAUUUAUCAAGGUGAUGACUGGGAUUCUCACGAUGACUACCUCAGUCAGGAAAGAACGGCACGGUACGGGGAUAAAGACGAUUCCCAGUUCCGUAGCUGGAAAUUAGACCAGUGGCAUCAUAGCAAAAUACAAAAGGUUCGUAUAGAACUAUAUGACGAUGGUGACGAGGUAGCCGAGUUCGAGUUUGAAGGCGUGAUGCAAAAUAUGACAAGUUUCUUCAAUCCCAGAAACCUCCGUAAAACAACUUAUGUUGAUAUACCAGUAGAUGGCUCACCUUUCCUGGGAGAUGACUUUAGUUUUGACGGGGAUGACGAUGCCCGUCACUGGACCGUCAGUUCCAUACAUCGAGGAGACUGUCGUACUGACGAAGGUUGGUUUCAGGUUUUAGAUAAACCUAAACCAGGCCGAGACCGAUGUGUAUGUGGAUAUGAGAAUGUCAACAAAUUCCCUACAAUUAUGUACGCUAAAGGGAAUAGAAAAACCAAAUGGAGUGAUCCGCGUAACGUUGGUUAUGCAGACAUGAUGCAGAUUUCUGUAAGUCACGUGCCGUACCCAGUUGCCGUGCAACCAGUUCCCGUGCAAGUUCCACAAGUACCUCAGAUGUCACAAAUGGGUCCGAUGCAGCUCACUCAGGUACCACAGAACCAACAAACACAGUUUCAUAUUCAGGGUGUUUAUAAUCCAUUCGAAACAAAGAAAUAGAAGUGUUUGUUGAAAGACCUAGGUUUAAGGACUGUUUCUGAUCCCUCGGUAUGACGCCUAGUGACGACCAAGUAGAACUCCUGCCAUUCUUAUUUCAACAUGAAUGUAGAGUUUGUUAAAACGUAUUAAAUAAAGUAAUAUGUUUGUUUA